This is a messenger RNA of Centruroides sculpturatus (bark scorpion), 771 nucleotides long. Its product is annotated as glutamine-dependent NAD(+) synthetase-like. The transcript has 7 exons. Gene Ontology annotation, biological process: NAD+ biosynthetic process. Gene Ontology annotation, molecular function: glutaminase activity; NAD+ synthase (glutamine-hydrolyzing) activity. Bases 1 to 771 code for a protein of 256 amino acids. Lineage: Eukaryota; Metazoa; Arthropoda; Arachnida; Scorpiones; Buthidae. The record is from RefSeq and is a predicted model, not a curated record. Gene Ontology annotation, cellular component: cytoplasm.
AUGNACUUUUUCUAUUUUGUCCAUUCGACAAAAUGCAGCACCCACAUUCCAUAUGCCCUGGACGGAGUGGAAAUAUUCGUGAACGGAAGUGGCUCCUAUCACGAGUUAUGCAAAGCCCAUGUACUCGUCGAUUUGGUUAAAUCUGCAACGGCAAAGAACGGAGGGAUUUAUGUAUUUUCCAAUUUGAGAGGAUGUGACGGAGAGAGAGUCUACUAUCAAGGUUGUUCGCACAUUGCCAUUAACGGACAUGUGGUUUCUCGGGCCAGGCAGUUUGCGCUCCAAGAAGUGGAAGUAAUCACUGCAACUUUAGAUUUAGAAGACGUGAGAACAUAUCGAAAUUCAAUCAGGAGUCGUAAUUCUAUGGCGGCCGGAGCAGAAGUUUAUCCCAGAGUCAAAGUCGAUUUUGCCUUAUCGAACGAANGAGAUUUCCUAUUUCUGAGGCUAGAGAAGGCAUUGUCAAUCUCAUGUGGCAUGAAGUCAGGAUCGUUAUCUACUCAUUUCAAAAUGAGAAGUAAAGUGAUAUUGGCCUCAUGCACUCUGAACCAGUGGGCGAUGGAUUUUGAGGGGAAUUAUCAUCGCAUCUUGAGAAGUAUAAAUGACGCCAAGGCUGCGGGUGCCACAUUUCGUUCCGGACCCGAAUUAGAAAUUCCAGGAUACGGAUGCAAUGAUCACUUUCACGAAAGCGACACCCUCCUUCAUUCGUGGGAGAUUCUGGCAGAGCUGUUGAAAGAUCCGGACUGUGAAGGAAUCUUGAUCGACGUAGGCAUGUGA